Messenger RNA from Ectocarpus siliculosus, 2788 nucleotides. NCBI's taxonomy places the organism in Eukaryota, Phaeophyceae, Ectocarpales, Ectocarpaceae. The record is from the annotation of a GenBank genome assembly.
AUGACUAGGGAAGAGAAGCUCAUGGUGGCAAAACAGCUGGGCAAGCUUGGAGUGGAUAUCAUCGAGGCAGGGUUUCCUAUCGCAUCGCAAGGCGACUUUGAGGCGGUGCAGGAGAUCGCUACAGUGGUCGGCCAGGGCGGCAACCCUCCAAUUAUUUGCGGCCUGGCGAGGGCCCUAAAGAAAGACAUCGACGUGUGCGCGAACGCGGUGGCGCCAGCGCGGUUCCCCCGCAUCCACACCUUCAUCGCUACCUCGGACAUCCACAUGAAGCACAAGCUUAAGAAGUCCAGGGAGCAGGUCCUGGAGAUCACGCGGGAGAUGGUGACGCACGCACGCUCGCACGUGGAUGACGUCGAGUUCAGCGCCGAGGACGCGCUUCGCUCGGACUACGACUUCCUGUCGAAGGUGUACUCUGUCGCGAUUGAGGCCGGGGCGACUACCAUCAACGUCCCCGACACGGUCGGAUACACCACCCCCAAGGAGUUCAUGGGGCUCAUGCAUCACCUACGCGGGACUGUCAGGGGCAUCGACAAGGUGACCAUCUCCGUUCACGGGCACGACGACCUGGGCAUGGCCGUGGCCAACUUCAUGUCCGCCAUCGAAGGAGGAGCCCGCCAGGUGGAGUGCACGAUCAACGGAAUCGGAGAGCGGGCAGGCAACGCCGCGUUGGAAGAGAUCGUCAUGGCCCUGCACGUCCGCAAGGCGUACUACAACCCUUCCUUCGACCGCCCCGUGCUGUCGGAGACCGCCCUGACCAACAUCAAAACCAAGGAGAUCGUCAAGUCUUCCAAGCUUGUGUCCUCCAUGACGGGCAUGAUGGUGCAGGCGAACAAGGCUAUCGUCGGAGCAAACGCCUUCUCGCACGAGUCUGGGAUUCACCAGGAUGGUGUGUUGAAGAACAAGGAAACGUACGAGAUCAUGGACGCUGAACUGGUCGGCCUCCACCAGGACACGUCUCUCGUGCUCGGGAAGCACUCUGGCAGGCACGCCUUCCGCUCCCGCCUUCAGGAGACGGGCUACUCGCUGACGGACGACGAGCUGAACCGCGCGUUCCUCCGCUUCAAGGACCUUGCCGACAAGAAGAAGGAGAUCACCUCCCUCGACCUGGCGUCCAUCGUGAACGACGAGAUCCGAGACGUGAACAUCAGGCGCUACGAGCUGGUCGGGAUGCAGGUUGCGGCCGGAACCACCAACAAGCCGACGGCAACGGUGACUCUGUACGACACCGACCUGGAGAAGGAGGGGUGCGUGGCCGCCAUCGGCACUGGUCCAGUGGACGCGGCCUACAAGGCCAUCGACGACAUCGUGGGGACCAGGAGCACGAAGCUGUUGGAGUACUCAGUGGCAAGCGUGACGGCCGGGAUCGAUGCUCUCGGAGAGGUGACCGUGCGUGUCCAGGACGAGCUGUCGAAGCGAGAGUACAUCGGGAAGGCGGCGGACACGGACGUGAUCCAUGCGUCUGCCGAGGCCUACCUUCACGCGGUAAACCGUCUCCUCAGCAACAGGGGGCAGCCGGACAAGGCCCACCCACAGAAGGACGUAGUGUGAAUGAUUGGUUGACGAUGAUCAUCAUCAUUAAUGAAGGAUUGUCUCGCUGACUAUGAUGGUGAGGUGGUGAUGCAUGAAGGAUUGUAGUUGGCUAGACGAUGGCGAUGAUGAGUGAAAGACGCCACGCCUCGUCACCGGGCCGGCGGCCAUGCCCUGUAAUUUUGGCGCCAUGCAUGCAUGAACACAACGCAAUAGAGGAAGCGUUUCGUGCUUGCACAGAGUUUUACGUCAAGAAGGCUGCGUUGCGUUUCGAGUUUUACAGCAUUUAGACUGCGUUGACGACAGAAACGCGGCGUGAUUUGCACGGAGGUCUAACAGCUGUCAUGUGGGCCCGCGAGUUGUUCAAGUGACGUAGCGACGAUCAUCUGUUGUGUUACAAAAGUUGAUGACACGGCGGGGUUGUACGGGAAAUAUGGCAUCGGCCGCUUUGCCGGGACGGUUCUCCAUGUGGGCUCGGCCUAAGCGGAAAGAACCGCAACAAUACCGUGGGAAUCAUGGAUCGAACCGGUGGUGGUGCGGUUUUUUUACGUGGCGGGUGCUCUGGUGUUUUACGUCCUACCUCUCAAAAUGCUGAUGGCCUGCCUCUGAUUGGUUGGCUUUUUGCGACAAAGUCCUUUCGUCGGUACUUGCGCUCAGCGAGGAAUGGAAUCAAGAGAGUUAGUUGUGGAAGACGUGCGGCUGCGUGUUUUGUUUCGAAUGUAAGCGUUUGUUUCUUGUUCGUUCGUGGCGGCGGCAAGGAAUUAUUUCUUGCUUGCGGCUGGCAUAAACAGGCUUGCGAAGGAGCUGAACGUUGUGUGUUGCGCUCAGACGUUUUUGUUGUUGUCACAGAAUACGUUUUGACUGCGUCGCAGUUGAUGCUUGACGAGAAGCCCCAGCAGGGUGAAGUCAUCCCUCGAAUGGAAGUGUUAUUCGUAUCUGUCGGCGGCCCUGUAUUUUGUCCCUUACUGGUGGCAGGAAAUGUCAGGUCGAAGAAUCAGGGGCCGGAGUAGUAAAAAGGAUUCGAUGUACUCCUAGUAGAUUUGGGGCUUGAGGAGGUCCCGCGGAAUUAGACUAGAGUCUUUCCCCUUCGUGAGUCUUUGCACUGCGAAGCAUCGGUCAAUCGUGGAGAGCUUUUACGGUUGACGACCCAUUGCAUGAUGGUGGCUGUGUCAUGCCGAAUGCCAUGGUAGGUUUUUACAUGUGCAAACAUACAGCAGUGGUAUUUAUUGGCUCCUUUGGUGGUAUAGUGUUUGCGUUGCCU